CACCCCACGAUCGUACGAAUACGUAACUCCCUCAUAGAGAUAUUGUUGAAGAUCACUACGGAUAAUCAUACUACAUUCGGAGUAUAGAAGGCUACUGCGAAAAAUGUCAACCAGAGCUGCAAGCCAUGCAGGCUCGUGGUAUUCCUCAGCUCCGGCGACGCUGUCGAGCGAGCUCGAUGGCUGGCUGGCCCAGGUGCCCGACAGCAUCGAUGGCAACAAACUACCUGUUCCAGGCGCGAGAGUGAUUAUUGCGCCUCAUGCCGGCUACUCAUAUUCCGGCCCUGCUGCUGCUUGGGCGUACAAGUCCCUGGACCUCUCAAAGGCCAAACGCAUCUUCCUCCUGGGCCCGUCUCACACCAUGUAUCUGUCCGGCUGCGCGAUUUCCUCACAGGAAUAUUAUGCUACGCCAUUGGGCAACCUCAAGCUAGACCAGGCAACCAUCAAAGAACUUCAAGCAACCUCGAAGUUCGAUGCGUGGAAAGCGAAAACCGAGGAAGCUGAGCACAGUCUUGAGAUGCAUCUCCCCUACAUCUACAAGGUCCUUUCAAACACCUUCAGCUCCCCCGACGACUUCCCUCUGCUCGUCCCAGUCCUCGUUGGCGCUACAUCUGGAUUGACCGAGCGAAGUUAUGGCGAGAUAUUUGCGCCUUACCUCGCUGAUCCAACAUCGGUCUUUGUGGUGAGCUCAGACUUCUGCCACUGGGGCGAAAGGUUCCAGUAUACAUACUACCUCCCCGCAUCACCUUCUGCGAACUCCGAAGGCUACAACCUCAGUCGGCGCGAUAAAACGCCUACAAACCCUUGGAUCCAUGAGAGUAUAGGCAGGAUAGACAAACUGGCCAUGGAUGCCAUUGAAGAAGGGAAACACCAGGGGUUCCUGGACAACUUGAAGGAUACAGGUAACACUGUAUGCGGCCGUCAUCCUAUUGGAGUUGUCAUGGCGGCAUUAGAAGUUCUCGAACAAGAGGGGAAGAUCUCUGCUGAGAAUGGUGGGCGAUUUAAGUUCGUUCGGUAUGAGCGCAGCAGCGACGUGAAGGAUAUCAAGGACUCUUCGGUCAGCUAUGCAUCUGCCGUGGCCAUUCUUUGACGGCCUACAGAUACUCAUCCCCAGAGAUAGAAGGAAUUAUUAAUUUGCUCAUUGAAGUACGCUGAGGCCGAGUCUUUUAAUUAUGUAGAAG
This is a messenger RNA of Pseudogymnoascus verrucosus, 1178 nucleotides long. RefSeq lists its product as uncharacterized. NCBI's taxonomy places the organism in Eukaryota, Fungi, Ascomycota, Leotiomycetes, Thelebolales, Thelebolaceae. The coding region runs from base 104 to 1087 and encodes 327 amino acids. The record is from RefSeq and is a predicted model, not a curated record. The transcript is spliced from 2 exons.